AUGUGGAGGCUGGCAGCUCACAUCCUGCGGGGGACCAAAGUCCACACCGUGCUCCAGGGCAGGUGUGUGCUCGCCGCAGCCACCCUACUGCCGUGCCACUGGCAGGGGACAGCGCGAGGGGCCCACACCAGCGACAUGAGCACAGCAAUACAGAAGGUGGAGGCUCCAGACGCGGAGCACCUCAUCCACGUGCAGUGGGAGGAUGGGAGCGAGAGCCGCUACCCGUGCGUCUGGCUGAGAGACAACUGCCAGUGCCCUGACUGCUUCCUGCGCUCGGCCAAGGCACGCAGGCUGCUCUUCGAGGAACUCGAUGUUGACAUCGUGGCAAAGGAAGUCACUCUGACAGACGGAAAAAAGAUAUCUAUUACGUGGCCCGAUGAACACACAAGCGAAUAUGAAGCUGAGUGGUUGAAAAAACGAUGCUUCUCUGAAGCAGCCAGAGCAGAAAUGCGAGAAGAUUUGUUUUUACCAGAACGUCAGUACUGGGGCUCAGACCUACAGCUUCCCAAAAUACCUUUUGAAGAAAUCUUGUACAAUGAUCGAAGUGCAUACCAGUGGCUGUGCACCCUAAAGAAAGUGGGAAUUGUGCUACUAACAGGAGCUGCUGCUAGGCAGGGGGAGUUGGUUAAGCUUGGCCACAGGAUUGGUUUCCUGCGUCUCACUUUUUAUGGACCGACUUGGCAAGUGCAAGACAAAGCAGAUGCUAACAACGUGGCUUACACGACCGGGAAGCUGUGCUUUCACACCGAUUACCCUGUUCUGCAGCAUCCACCUGGGUACGCAGGCUAAUUCUUGUUAUAAUGAGAUCUUAAUUCGCUACAGGUUCAGUUUCUCCACUGUAUAAAGCAAACAGCUGCAGGAGGUGAGAGUGAAGUUGUAGAUGGAUUUCACGUAUCCAACAAGCUGAAGCAACAAAAUCCUCAAGCAUAUCAGAUCCUGUCCUCUACUGCUGUAGACUAUACGGAUGUCGGGGUCGACUACUGUGAUUUUGCCGUGCAGUGUAAGCAAAGGAUUAUAGAUGUGGAUUACAGAGGCCAAGUAGUUCGCAUCAAUUAUAAUAAUGCAACAAGAGACACAGUGUUUGACAUACCAGCUGAAAAAGUGCGGCCAUUUUAUGCAGCUCUAAAGGAAUUUGAUGAUUUAUUAAACAGCAGAGAACACAAGUUUACUUACAAGCUGAAACCAGGAGACGUAGUAACGUUCGAUAACUGGCGCGUGCUUCAUGGUCGCCAGAGCUUCCAGUCGGGAUUAGAAGUGACUCGCCACCUGGAGGGUGCCUACGCCGACUGGGAUGUGGUCAUGUCAAGGCUCCGGCUCCUCCGAAAGAGGGUCCUGAAUAGGGACUGA
Molecule: messenger RNA, 1347 nt
Organism: Cygnus atratus (black swan)
Lineage: Eukaryota; Metazoa; Chordata; Aves; Anseriformes; Anatidae
Gene: BBOX1
Product: gamma-butyrobetaine hydroxylase 1
Biological process (GO): carnitine biosynthetic process
Cellular component (GO): mitochondrion
Molecular function (GO): gamma-butyrobetaine dioxygenase activity; iron ion binding
Source: RefSeq, a predicted model, not a curated record